Mycena indigotica is the source of this 951-nucleotide messenger RNA. RefSeq names its product Protein kinase domain-containing protein. Gene Ontology annotation, molecular function: protein kinase activity; ATP binding. NCBI's taxonomy places the organism in Eukaryota, Fungi, Basidiomycota, Agaricomycetes, Agaricales, Mycenaceae. The transcript has 8 exons. Gene Ontology annotation, biological process: protein phosphorylation. The coding region runs from base 1 to 951 and encodes 316 amino acids. The record is from RefSeq and is a predicted model, not a curated record.
AUGCAAGCGCUCAACCCACCUUCUCCGAUGCUGACCGACUCCUCGUUCGACUCUGAUUCCGACUCCGACCUUGAGGAAGACGAUGAUGAGGUUAUAAACGCCCGCGUUUAUCCUUGUUGGCUGGCUUACAGUGCAGUCCUCGAACAACGUGGCUUUCGACUCGACACUGUGAAAGAAGUGCGGGACUCUUACUCGGAAAUUCCAGAUCACUUUUUGCGCAAACAUGCUGGAGAUCGAGAAGAUGCGCUUUGUCCAGACGCUGGCCUGUGUGACAACCUCUUUCGUGGUUCAAGAACUUGCGAUGGUUUGCGGGUUAUGGUCAAAGCUGUUCAUCGCUGGUCGCGCGAAUUCCGUGUCAUCUGCUUAUUGCACUGUCUACGGGAAGACCCCAUGAACCACUGCAUACCCAUCCUGGAUCUUAUCGAGUCGGACGACGACGAUGUGGCCCUCAUAGUCAUGGAACAGUGGAGCUCUCAACUAAUAGACGACGAUGGUCCUUGUAACCUUAGAUUGUUCAUUGCCGCAAUCCGCCAAUGUAUAGAGCAUGUCACCUUCAUGCAUCAACACCGCAUAGCGCAUCUAGACAUCUCCCUGCGCAAUUUGUUGACCGACUACAAAGGCCAUUAUGCCUACAUCGACUAUGAGCUUAGUCGCUGUUUUGACUCUCAAGAGUCGAUCUGCAUCCACGACUUUCGUUCCACCGAAAUUCCGCCUGAAUGCGAACACGGUGAAUGUCGUGAUCCCUUCAAAGCUGACGUCUGGGCGCUGGCAAUUCUUAUUUUGAGGGCAUGCAAGUUAGCGGGUUACUGCAUCCCAGAGUUUCUUCGAUUCACACAACCCAUGCUCCAUUCCGAUUUGCGCCAGCGACCAUCCAUGACACAAGUUCUCGCUGCCUACGACGAGAUGGUUUCGAGCAUCGGAGAUUUAGAUCGUCUUCCUAGCCCUCAUUGA